Molecule: messenger RNA, 2352 nt
Organism: Gymnogyps californianus (California condor)
Lineage: Eukaryota; Metazoa; Chordata; Aves; Accipitriformes; Cathartidae
Gene: QTMAN
Product: glycosyltransferase like domain containing 1
Exons: 12
Coding region: 395-1780 (461 amino acids)
Molecular function (GO): glycosyltransferase activity
Source: RefSeq, a predicted model, not a curated record
UCUUUUGAAUGGCCUCAUCGCUUGCUUCGCAGUUACCACGGCACCACUGCAAAUGGAGAGCACCUCUGGCCCGUUGUGGAGCCUGUGGGAAGAGGCAAGCUGGUGGCCUUCCUCUGCUCCAGCUAUAACCUUUUUCAAAGGACUUCACUUAACACAGUGCACGGCAGGCAAACCAGAUUUAAGAAUGCUAUUACAAUUGGGAAAACUGCACUUCAUCAUCUGUCCAUUGGACUGAAGCAGAUAGAACGGAUGGGAAAAAGUACUGCUUGCCACUGAGAUCCAUAGACGAGAUUCCCAAACUGCUUUGCUGAAGACGUCUAAAGCAGCACAGCCUGGUAUUUUACUGCUCCCAGUUUUGGAUGCAGAAUCCAGACGGUUCUGAAGUACUUGGAAGAUGAGUGUUCUUCUCGUUGAAGCCUUUUAUGGUGGUUCCCACAAACAGCUGAUGGAUCUUCUCCAAGAAGAGCUACAAGAAGACUGUGUCCUCUGUACGCUCCCUGCCAAGAAGUGGCAUUGGAAAGCACGGACUGCUGCUCUUUAUUUCAUGCAAACAGUGCCAACAAGUACUAAUUACAGGAUCCUCUUUGCAAGCUCCGUGCUUAACCUGGCUGAACUCGCUGCCCUCCGCCCUGACCUUGGCAAAUUGAAAAAGGUCCUCUACUUCCAUGAGAACCAAUUGGCAUAUCCUGUCCAGAAAUACCAAGAAAGGGAUUUUCAGUAUGGAUACAACCAGAUUCUUUCAUGUUUGGUUGCUGAUGUUGUGGUGUUCAACUCUGCUUUUAAUAUGGAAUCGUUUCUUACAUCCAUUGGAAAAUUUAUGAAGCUGAUUCCUGACCACAGACCGAAGGAUUUGGAAAAAAUAAUCAGACCGAAGUGCCAAGUUCUUUAUUUUCCAGUCAGGUUUCCUGAUGUGAGCAGGUUCAUGCCAGAACAUAAGCUUGCCUGUUUGGAAAAGGUAAUUGGUGUUAAAAGAAAUGGAGAUGCUUAUCAACUGGAGGGUCUGCCCGGCCAGCAGAAGAGCAGAGCUUUAAUGAAAAACAGCAACGCACAUCGCGAGUCUGGACUUUGUGAAGCCCAGCCUGGACUUUAUACCACACAGCACGAGGGGCUGCCUUCCCCAUUAACAGCACCGGCGAGAUUGAACAAGUCUGAAGCAUCAGAAAGUACAAAUCCUUGUCAAGAAGAAGAUAAGCAACAUCUGACUUUUAACCUCUCUAAUAUCUUGAGUGGACGGGACUAUCAGCAAAGACCUUUACACAUUGCCUGGCCUCACAGGUGGGAACAUGACAAAGAUCCUGAAACUUUCUUCAAAGUCCUGCUGAAACUGAAAGAGAAAGAUCUACCGUUUCAUGUGUCCAUCCUUGGAGAGGCUUUCACUGAAAUUCCAGAUAUCUUUUCAGAGGCCAAAAAAGCGUUGGGAUCUUCUGUCUUGCACUGGGGCUACUUACCCAGCAAAGAUGACUAUUUCCAAGCUCUGUGCAUGGCCGAUGUUGUCAUCUCGACAGCUAAACAUGAAUUCUUUGGCGUGGCAAUGGUCGAAGCUGUAUAUUGUGGCUGUUAUCCGCUGUGUCCCAAAGCCUUGGUGUACCCAGAGAUAUUUCCAGCUGAAUAUCUGUAUUCUACACCUGAACAGCUUUUUAAAAGGCUUCAGAAUUUCUGCAAGAGACCAGAUAUUGUAAGGAAACAUCUCUAUAAGGGCGAGACGGCUGGGUUUUCUUGGGCAGCGCUCGGCGGUAAAUUCAGGUCUCUGCUCGCAGCAGAACCGAGGGAAGAUUUGUGACAGAUGGGGCUAAGUCACAAACUUGCAGCCUCAGGCAGAAUUGUGGAAGUUUCCAGAGUGUGCCCAUAUUUACCUGAUCAGAGAGAAAAGAAAAUCUGCAGAGGAAGCCGAGCCUGGCUGCUUGUCAUAGCUGACACAGAGCCAUCUGCCACAAACCUGUGGCGGCUUCAGAUCUCCAAUCCCUGCCACCACCCCAGCUCAAAUUAAAUACAGAUUCUUAGAGACGUUAUGAUGGUUACACAUGUCCUCGGCAUCACAUGCAGGAGACUGUUCAAAAAAAAUAUGUGGCCUGUUGUGUAACCGCACUCAUGUAUCCCAUAUGUGGUGCCACAUUGAAUUUCCGGUUGAAUCUGUUUUUAUCCUUUGUACUGGAUGACAUGGUGCCUGAAUUCUUUCUUUUCGCCGACACGAUGGCAGCCAAGCUGCAGCUUCAAACGCUCACACUUGGCUGAGUUUCUACCUAGGUUGCCAGGUUAUCAUUGGAGCCUUAUUGUGUCCUCAAAGGGCCACAGGGCCUGAAAGGAGGAUCCGAACGCUGCCGGACUAAUUGGGCAGCCAUCUCCGGGUUGUUU